This is a messenger RNA of Diaporthe batatas, 3483 nucleotides long. RefSeq lists its product as uncharacterized. Bases 103 to 780 code for a protein of 225 amino acids. The transcript is spliced from 2 exons. The record is from RefSeq and is a predicted model, not a curated record. Lineage: Eukaryota; Fungi; Ascomycota; Sordariomycetes; Diaporthales; Diaporthaceae.
GGCACUCGACGGCAUUUGAAGACGACUUCAGCUGGCCUUGCGACAACUCUCCCAAUUUGUCCAGUUUCACCUGGCAAGAAAGUCACAAGUCACGAUCCCAAGAUGGCAUCCACAGAAGAGAAGCCAGUCGAUGACCGAGAUGCCCUGGACAUUCUCGAAUCCGAGGGCAAGGAGUGGGAAAAGGAUGCCGAGAUCGACCGCAUCCUGAAAGCCUUCCGGCUCGACGCGUACGCGGUGCUGGGCCUCAAGCCAGGCGUGCCGGAGUCGGACAUCAAGAUCACGUACCGCAAGAAGUCGCUGCUGAUCCACCCGGACAAGACCAAGAACCCGCGGGCGCCGGACGCAUUCGACCGGCUCAAGAAGGCGCAGACGGAGCUGAUGGACGAGAAGCACCGGGCGCAGCUGGACGAGGCCAUCGCCGACGCGCGGAUGCUGCUGAUCCGCGAGAACAAGUGGACGGUGGACUCGCCCGAGGUCAAGGAUCCCGACGAGACCUUCCAGCGCAAGUGGGCCGAGAAGACGGUGCGCGUGCUCGUCGACAACGAGCAGCGCCGCCGCCGCCAGAUGAAGGGACAGAUGCAGGAGGAGGGCCGGCAGCAGCGCCGCGAGGACGAGGAGCUGGACGAGCGCAAGCGCAAGAGGCAGCACGAGCAGGACUGGGAGGCCACCAGGGAGGUGCGCAUCGACUCGUGGAGGCAGUUCCAGAAGGGCAAGACGGGCGGCGGCGGCGGCGACGAGCCGUCCAAGAAGAAGAAGAAGAAGCUCAAGCCCAUUGGGUAAAACAAAAAGCAACUCCUUUCGGGAAGGUUUCUGUGGCGUUGCGGUGUAUUGCUUACGGGACAGACUUCACGGCGUUCCCCCUCUACGACACCUUUUUUUUUUUCUCUUUUAGGAGCACCCGGUCCUGCGGGUUUCGACGUGGGCCAGUUGAUGGUAUCGGCCAGAGACCUGUCUGUCAUUUUGCUAUUUACUCAUGAAUCACAUCGUUUCAAACGAGGUUUGCACGAUUUGCCUUCGGUGCCUGUCUAGGCACAGCUUGCGUCUUGCUGACUUAUGGGACAGUUCGCCCCCGACAUCCCAAGUACAAGCCUCCGACCCGUUCAGAGAACUUAGGUGAGCGAUCAGCAAGAUCGUCGUGAAUCAUGCCCCCAAGUGCUUGACCCCUCCACCGUGAAUGCUACCUCUUAUUCUCUCAGGGUUUUGGCGGGUUUUUCUUCUUGUACUGGAUGAAUCGGCCCAGGUUUAGAACGGCCUCAUCUGCGCGGGACCUCAGCUCAGCCGUCGCGCCCCUCUUGUCGAUUGUCUUCACCGCAGCCUUGGCCUUUGGGAGAAUCUCCUCGAGGUGCUUCAAGAAGUUGUCCUUCCAGAACACAUCCUUGUCGCAGGGCAGGGUCUCGUCCCCGUAGAUGUCCAUGAUCUGGUUGAGAGCCUCCACCGCAUCUGCAGCUGGUGUCUCCGGCAGCCCGUUGAGGAUCGUUAUCAGAAAGAUGCCGACUUCGCGAUUGAGGCUGGUGGGCGCGGGAUCUUGAGCAAGCUGGCCCAACACGCCGACACACUUGACCCCGAGAGCUUGGAAGGGGUCGGAUUCUUCUUCGCUGGCCUGAUCUUCGGGUUUUGCGGGCAGACCCUUAGAUGCCUUGUAAAGAGCGAUGAACUUCCGGUGCUCGUCGCCUACCAGAGGGGUCGAACCCUGCAGAGUGCGAGAGACGGCCCAUGCGAUGCUAGUGACAAGGGAAGCCAAGGACACAUCCCCCGUGUCCGCUGCGAGGACGGGCGUAAUCACGUUGGACCAGAUUUGCUUGGCUACCGGCGUCCAGGCCUUCAGAAUGCCAGCGUUGCCAGUCUCCGAGUAGUCGAAACAGGAUAGCGUCCAAGAAAUGUUGUUGAGAGCGGAAAACGCCUCACUCUGGAUUGCGACGGCCUCGUCGGACGCAGGUGCCAGGUUGGCCAUGCGGAUUAUUUGUGGCACUGCCUUCGUCACAAACUCUCUGAGCGUCGGCAGGUCAUCGAUUCCGCUGUCGUCCUCAGCGUCGUCGCCCUCCCCAGUUACCAAAUCCAGGUCAGCCUCCAUUGCGUCCUCGUCCAUCUCGUCGUCUUCCUCGCCCUCGGCUCCGUCAGCCUCCAUGGCGUCUGUGGCAUCUGCAAUUUCAUCCUCGUCGUCUCCUUGCUUCGCUUCAUCCUCGUCGUUAUCCGCCAUCUCGUCGUCGUCCUCGAUCCCAUUCCACUCCUCCUUGUCCUUGUCCUUGUUGCCCUUUGCCACAGUGUCUUGCAGAUCUGUUGCGAUAGAGGCCAGAAUUUCCAGCGCGAGUGACACAGCUUCGGGGGGGACCCCGCUGAUCUUGUUCGUCUUGGACUCCUGCCUCGUGCGUCGCAGCACGUUAGACAAAGCCGGUAUGAGUUGUGCGUCUGUGGCGCCGUCCUGGCCAGGGCUACCGUCGUGCCACUCGAGUGACGAGUAGAUGUUGUGAAGAACGCCACAAGAAUAAACAUUCUUAACGUCAGGGCCUUCUUUGAACUUGGUCAGGGUUCUGAAACAACCUGACGGAUCAGCCAGCACGAGCUGCGAUACUUUGAGGUUGUCCUCAGACAGCGACAUCAGACAGCUGAUAGCUUCGGUAGACGUCUCAUAUGGCGUGGAAUUAUGAGUAGCGAGGAAACAUAGGAAGGGGAGGAUCUGAGGAUUGGAGGCGAUGGCGUCCAGGAUCUCGUCUCGAGCUGUGGCGAGGGCAUUUACCAGCGCAAUCAAGGCCGUUGUGAUGUUCCACACGACCUGUUGCUGAGCCUUGGGUGUCUUGACGAAAGAUGGCUCUCCGACUGUUUGGACCACCUAUGCAAAGUGUUAGCCCGCGGCUCAGAAGUCGGGGAAUGUCUUGGAAAGAUUGGAUACUCACAUUCUUGCCAGCGUGCUCAAUGGCAGAGAGCACAUCGAGUCUGAACAGGUGAACGCAGAAAUCGCUCUCCUCCUCUGAAGCAAUCACACGCAAGAUCUCCCAGCCGGCAGCACGGCUGUCCAGGCUUGCGUCGGUGAGGGUCUCGGUGAGGACGAUGGGGACGAUCUGCUCCCGGAGGAGAAGCUUGCGACACUUUGCAUCCUGGACGAUGUUGGCAACAGCACCGGCGGCUGCUGAGCGGGCGUUGGGGUCAACGCUCCGGAGGUCAUUGAUGACAGGCAGAAUCCGCUUCUCUCUAAGUGCGGCGAGCUCAGGGUCGGUCGGGGCCUUGACUGGUUUUAUGGCGGCGGAUAUGGGGUCUGCGCGAUGCGCAUGGGCUCUGUUUCUACGGGAUUUGCCCAUCUUGCUCGCUCUGCUUUGCCCUGCUUUGGUCGAUGGUUCCGGUUAAAGUUGUGCGGUGUAUGGGUGAAUUGAACCAAUUUAUUCCAAUGCAGUGGAGUGGUAACCAAAAAACCAAACGGUCAGUAACCAACGGUAUUUUGGAUGGGGUUGCUGAGCAGCCAGAAACUUUUCAUCAAGCUGCAAAUUUUCG